Guillardia theta CCMP2712 is the source of this 2427-nucleotide messenger RNA. RefSeq lists its product as hypothetical. The record is from RefSeq and is a predicted model, not a curated record. NCBI's taxonomy places the organism in Eukaryota, Cryptophyceae, Pyrenomonadales, Geminigeraceae. The transcript has 9 exons. Bases 1 to 2427 code for a protein of 808 amino acids.
AUGGUGGCCCUGCAAAAGACUGUCGUCCUGACAUCGUACCAGUACACUGCCCUCGAGUCGCUUCUCCGCAAGACCAAGACGGAGAAUGAAAGUCUCAAGGCUGAGCUGUCAACCUUGAAAUCUGAGGACACAAAGGAUACAGACCAGCAGGCGGCAAGCGGCAGCUCUGAUUCCUCUGAGCUCGAGGAGGUCAAGUCGCAAUGCAAGCGCCUGGAGGAGGAGAAGAGAGCAGUCGAAGACGAGCUCAAGGCCGCCAAUGGGAAGAUGCAGACCCUCAUGCAAGCGCUGAAAGAGCAGCAGGAGGAAACAGACAGGCAGUCCAGGGAGGGCGAAGGCAGUUUGGCAAGAAUCGCGGUUUUGGAGGAGGCGAAUGAAAAGCUCAAGAGCAGGCUCGAGCUAGGAAACAAGGCACUCGAGACUCAGCAUGAGCUCGAGAGGCAGCUCGAGGAGCUCCGAGCCACGUCCGCUGCUGCGGCAGACGAGGCGAGCAGGAAGGAGGCAGAGGCCGGAGAGCUGCUGGAGAAGGUGAAGGAGAUGGAGGGCCGGCUGGCGCAGGCAGAGGAGGAGGCGAGGAGGGGAGACGAUCUUGUGGUAGAGCUGCACGCAGCUCGGCUGCAGGUGGAGGAGCUGGAGGGGGCAAGGGAGGAGCUGCGCAAGCAGCAUGAGGACGCCGAGAACGCCCAGCAGGCCCGCCAGCAAGAGCUUGAGGAGAAGAUCGCGCAGCUACAGGAGGAGAACAUGUCCCUGCAGCAGAUGAGCAUGAAGGAGGACGGGGAAGAGGCUCUUGCUGAGGCCCAGCAGCGGCUCGAGAAGGAGCAGGGCAGACGCGAGGAGCUCGAGAGGCAGCUCGAGGAGCUCCGAGCCACGUCCGCUGCUGCGGCAGCGGAGGCGAGCAGGAAGGAGGCAGAGGCCGGGGAGCUGCUGGAGAAGGUGAAGGAGAUGGAGGGCCGGCUGGCGCAGGCAGAGGAGGAGGCGAGGAGGGGAGACGAUCUUGUGGUAGAGCUGCACGCAGCUCGGCUGCAGGUGGAGGAGCUGGAGGGGGCAAGGGAGGAGCUGCGCAAGCAGCAUGAGGACGCCGAGAACGCCCAGCAGGCCCGCCAGCAAGAGCUUGAGGAGAAGAUCGCGCAGCUACAGGAGGAGAACAUGUCCCUGCAGCAGAUGAGCGUGAAGGAGGACGGGGAAGAGGCUCUUGCUGAGGCCCAGCAGCGGCUCGAGAAGGAGCAGGGCAGACGCGAGGAGCUCGAGAGGCAGCUCGAGGAGCUCCGAGCCACGUCCGCUGCUGCGGCAGCGGAGGCGAGCAAGAAGGAGGCAGAGGCCGGAGAGCUGCUGGAGAAGGUGAAGGAGAUGGAGGGCCGGCUGGCGCAGGCAGAGGAGGAGGCGAGGAGGGGAGACGAUCUUGUGGUAGAGCUGCACGCAGCUCGGCUGCAGGUGGAGGAGCUGGAGGGGGCAAGGGAGGAGGUGGCGGAGCUGAAAGAGUGUUUGUCAAGCAUGGAGAAGGAGGGGCAGGCUGUCCAUGCCUCCUACGAGCUCCUGCUGUCCGAGAAGGAUUCUCAGCUCGCUGAGCUGGCCGGGCAGCUGAAGCAGCUCGAGGAGUGCAAGGAGAAGAUGCGAGAGGAGCUCGAGGAGGCGAACAGUGAGAUCGAGAAGUUCCUCGAGCUCGAGAAGGACCUCAACGCCCAGCUGAAGGCCCACCAGGACAGAGCCGCUGGCAGCGAGCUGGACGCCCUUAGGGAGGAGGUGAAGAGCAAGAGCGAGCUGCUUGCCAACGCUGCCAUGGCGCAAGAAAACCUGAAGCUGCAGCUGGAGAAGGCUAGGAAGGAGGUGGAGGACGCAAAGGAGGGCGCGAACUCCUCUGCGUCAUCGGCAGCCCAGCUGGAGACGCAGCUGAGCAGGGCGGAGGAGGAGAGGAAGGCUCUGUCAGACUUGCUGUCAUCCACCAGGCUGGUGCUGGAGUCGAAGGAGGCCGAGCUCGAGAGCGUGCGCUCCCAGCUGGAGUCCAGCAGGGCCGAGUUGAGGGGCGUUCAGUCGGGGAUGGCCGUGGAAGGGGGGGAGCUCAGGAAGGAGCUGGAGAGGAAGGAGGAGGAGAACUCCAGGCUGCAGCAGAAGCUCGCGUCCUCCAAGGACCUUCAUGAGAGCUCAGCAAACCAGGUGGAGAGGCUUAAGAAGGAAUUGUCGGAGAAGGAACAAGAGCUCGCGAAACUUCAGGCUUUGAGCGCGCAGGCUGAGGAGAAACUGAUCCAGGAGAAGAAUACCUUGACGGAAAAAGUCAAAGUCCUCACCUCGAAGCUCGAAGCUGCUGAGAGUGCGCGAGAAAUGGCCGCAGCCAAGAUGAAGGAGGAGGCAGCAGCUUCUCAGAAGCUUUCACAGAGGAUUGAGAGCCUCCUGGACAAGGUGAAGUCACAGAAAGAUUGGGAAGAGGCGAGAUGA